Molecule: messenger RNA, 375 nt
Organism: Trichomonas vaginalis G3
Lineage: Eukaryota; Parabasalia; Trichomonadida; Trichomonadidae
Exons: 1
Coding region: 1-375 (124 amino acids)
Source: RefSeq, a predicted model, not a curated record
AUGAAUCAAGAUUUUCAAAAAACUUUCGGAGGGCCAUUCUCUACACGACUUGCAGCAGCCGUAGACACCGAUGAAUUUAGGCAUUAUCAAUAUACUGUAGGAAACCCUGUUUUAAAACGCGCAUUAGAUCAAAUUCAAGCAGAAAAACAUCAAGUUUAUUUCCCAAAACCCGAAUCUAAUGGAAACGACAAAUAUCUCGAGCUAGCAAUAAUGGAUUUAAAGCUAUCAUCAAAUAAAGUAGUUCAAUACGGGAUUGAAAUGGCACUUAAAAAGCAAUUAGCAGCUGAAAAAGCACGUCUUAAAGCAGAUAAUGAAAUUAUGCAAGCCAAAAUUAAUCAAUUGAAAGCUUCUCUGGAAAAUGAAUCAAAAACUUAA